CGAGAAUCGUUUUUAAUCUUCUCGAUUAAGGUCAAGUCAGUUUACAGAUUCCCCCAGCCACGAACUACCCUUUCUCUCCUACCAUGAUGUGGCAAGAGAGAAAGGCUGGGUAAAAUACUUUUUCUUGUCGCUUGAUCUCUGUGGUUCCGGAAAUGGUUCGACAUGGCAUGUUAUCGAGAGGUUGCGAAAAUUGUAGGAAACGGAAGAUCAAGUGUGAUCAAGCGCGGCCAGAUUGUAGCCAGUGCCUGAAGGGUGGGUGGAAAUGUCCACAAUACGGCGAUACCCUGGAGCGAAUAUUCCAGCGUCGCGGUCCAAGUGAUUUUGGAGAAGGGCAGAACUUGGCGCCUUUGAUGCCGAUGGGUCGAAGCUCCUCAAGUUUUCCUAAGCAGUCCCGGCUCUCUAGUACUAACUAUAUUUGUGGCUCAUCUUUUGUUACCAAAACGACAACAGUAUCCUCUGAACACCAUGAUUUAUCAUUCUGCGCCCCCUUAGAAAGAGGUAUUAUACAUCCAAUAAAUAGCCGGGCGAUAGAAUUCUUUCUUGCAUCUCAAAUUUUUCAUCAACCAGACAUUAUCCGAGGAUACUACGAGUAUUUGCCUGCAUUGACGAGAUAUGCCACUGUCGAUAAGAGACUGUUCAAUAGCUUGAGUGCUGUUGCGCUUGCUGCCUAUGCAUAUAACUUUCGGCAUGCGACUAUCUUAAAGAAGGCAAGAUGGUAUUACGGUCAGGCUCUUCAGUGUGUCAACAACGCUCUAUCAUCAAUAAACGAAUCAGUCCAAGACAGCACUAUUAUAUCUAUUUUACUGUUAAGCACGUUUGAGAAUAUGACUUGCGACGACCGAAAGUCAUUUCGAAACACAGAAGCUCAUAUGAUUGGUGUAAUGGCGAUUCUCAAUAUGCGGGGGCGCAGUCAAUUUGAGCCGCGCCACAGACUGCAAAUAUUUCAACACAUGUGUACAUGUCUCCAUCUGUCGUCAUUAAUACAUUCGAUUCGCAUUCCUAGACAAUUAAGAAUUCUACGUGCUCAUGCUGCGGAAUUUCUUGAUACAGAUGAUCCCGCCUGGAAGCUCUCUGGAAUCAUGGCAAAAUUAGCCAAGUUCCGUGAGGAUGUGAAGACUAAGGUUAUUCGCAAUCGUUCUGAUAUAGUGCAGUCUGCUUUGGAAAUAGAUCAGGACCUUACGCUUCUUGAGGACCAGAUGCCAUAUCAAUGGCAUUUCCAAACAGUGUCGCUGCCAACCAAGUGCCAUCUUGUCUUCGAUACUUACUAUCACAUUUACCCCGAUUUAUGGGUGGCAUGCACUUGGAACAAUCUUAGGACAUGUCGAUUACUUUUGCAUAAGGAAAUAUGCAAGCAGCUGCUUAAGGUCUCACAUACAGGGUUUGUGGCAGAAGGCUCAGUCUAUCAAAACUCAAAAAUGAUAUUGCAGCAAAUCAUCGAUGAAAUUUGCGCCACAAUACCUCAGUUUUGCGACAAUCUCUCGUCGCUUGCAGAUAGUAAGGCCCAUCUGGCGAAAUAUAGGAAUACCAUACCUGCCAAUGCCGCUGGAUAUUUUCUUAUGUGGCCUCUUCUCAACAUGAGCUCCAUUAUAGACUCAGAAAUACAACGGGAAUGGGUUGUACAUUGGACUUGUUAUAUCGGCCGGAAAAGCGGGAUCCAGCAAGCCUUUGUAGUUGCAGAUCUCUUGCGAACAAAACAAGAGUUUACGAUAUAGGGAGUAGUUGACGGAUUAGACCGUAUCAACGGGCUUGGACUUGUGUUAGCUCUUGCGUAAUAUAACAGCUGCAAAAUCUAUAUUUGGAAUUGUAUUUUUUUUCUUUUGUGGCAUAGAAUUUUUUGGACAGGACAGCCAUACAAACAACCUAAG
Molecule: messenger RNA, 1865 nt
Organism: Talaromyces proteolyticus
Lineage: Eukaryota; Fungi; Ascomycota; Eurotiomycetes; Eurotiales; Trichocomaceae
Product: putative C6 transcription factor
Exons: 2
Coding region: 153-1712 (519 amino acids)
Biological process (GO): regulation of DNA-templated transcription
Molecular function (GO): zinc ion binding; DNA-binding transcription factor activity, RNA polymerase II-specific
Source: RefSeq, a predicted model, not a curated record